Molecule: messenger RNA, 627 nt
Organism: Penicillium odoratum
Lineage: Eukaryota; Fungi; Ascomycota; Eurotiomycetes; Eurotiales; Aspergillaceae
Product: cupin domain-containing protein
Exons: 2
Coding region: 1-627 (208 amino acids)
Source: RefSeq, a predicted model, not a curated record
AUGUUGUCAUUCCUGGCGAAGAGAGUGCCACGAACUACAACCUGCAGGCUUAACCCACUGUUCUUUGAUGAUGGCCGCUCCUGUCUUGAAUUUAAGGCCCCAAAUGACCAGUAUCUCGUCCUGAACCGCUGGCCACCCGGUUCCAAUGAGAUCAACAAAAAUAUAGCGCUGCGACCACCAAUUCAUUGGCAUCGAAAUCAAACCGAAAGGUUUCAUGUGAUUAGUGGGUCCGCCAAGUUCACUUACGAGGGGCAAGAGAUAAUCAAAACAAGCGGUCAAUCCAUGCUGAUCCCGAUGAAAACAUUCCAUACAUUUUGCAAUGCAAGCGCAACAGAUGAAUUAGUGAUUGAAUUCGUCCUGGAGCCAAAAUUUAAAGAUCGAGACGAGGCUUUUUUUCGAAACGUGCAAUCAUAUCGUGAUGAUUGUCGUAAAGCAGGCGUCCCUCGAAGCCUGCCACAACUCCUGUUAUUCAAUUGGGCUGGAGGCGUUGUACUUGCUCUACCUGGCCCCCGUGCUAUCGCUCAAGUCUUAGGUGUGUGUUUGAAUCUUUUUGGAGGUGUUGUUUUCGGCAAGUAUAUUCUUGGAUACAAACAAUCAUAUCCAGAAUACUACGAGCCGAAAACCUAG